Molecule: messenger RNA, 3960 nt
Organism: Paramacrobiotus metropolitanus
Lineage: Eukaryota; Metazoa; Tardigrada; Eutardigrada; Parachela; Macrobiotidae
Product: thyrotropin-releasing hormone receptor-like
Exons: 8
Coding region: 2488-3801 (437 amino acids)
Biological process (GO): G protein-coupled receptor signaling pathway
Cellular component (GO): membrane
Molecular function (GO): thyrotropin-releasing hormone receptor activity
Source: RefSeq, a predicted model, not a curated record
UUUGCGGGGCAUGAAGUUUGUACGUAGAGACAGGGACCAGAAUAAUUGUCCUUUAAUCCGGAUUUUUGCGGCAUCUUUACGGCAUCCGCUAGUUUCUGUAACCCAUAUCGAAAACAGGUCGAUAAAACGAUGCAGAAAACCAUAAUUUCUCUCGUUCUUCUACUGGUGGCCGCGUGCACUGUACGAUGUGCAAAAAACAGUUUCCGAUGUCCGGAUUUGACCAGUUGCGGACCGGGUGUUACACCCACCGUGUGUGAAACCCACCCGUGCGGAGAUACACAAUGCAAGAAUCAUCCCACCGCUCAGUGCUGUCAUAAUAUGUGCAAAGGAUGUGAAGCCGCUUUUUAUGAAAAUGGCGUGGAUAUUACUAGCAAGUGUGGAAAGUAAACACUGCAAUUUCUGCAUUUCCACAACUAUGUAUGAAUGAUCACACUAUGUAACUCGUAUAAUAUUAUUAAUCUUAAAAUUAUGAUAAUGAUUAUACAAAUGCUGCGUUUUCAUCAAAAUAUUAUACGAACAUGCGAAAAGUAUUCCUCACCCUAAUUUCUCUCGAUGUGUGAUAAUUAUGAAGUAAGAAAACGGGACGAGUAUAUGCACAAUUCAGGGUCGGUUUAUUGGUUUAUUAACAGCUGGUCGGGCAUUUACGGGUCACGAAAAGAGCUAAUCCGAUCACGCAGCGUAAAUCUUGCUUGCUGUACGUCCUGCGGAUACACUAUACUGCAGAAUCCGCGCUACGUACUCUGUAAUAAUUAGACACCGUUUUAAUUGCCGGCAUGGAAUGAUGCGUGCUUUUAAGUGCAAUUCGGCCUUGUACACUUCUUUCCGGACUUACAUGCACCGGUUUCGACAUCUUCAUGAAGCACCGGAAGCUGAGGUAUCCAUCCUGUUUUCCUCACAGCUGGCUUGGUACGACUGAUACACUAUACAGUGAUUUUGUUUACCGUGCAUUGCUAUUAUCGUGAUUAAACUGAACUCUCAGGAGCGCCUUGUGUAUAACUAAAAUAUUAAUCUUCCGUUCUCCGGAAGCAAUCGUGAGAUGAAUUCUGGCGAAUAUUAACAGACCAUCUGAUGGCAUAGUUUUUGCACGAAAUAUUAACUGAUGUGGUAAAUUAUUAAGUUCUCUUGGAAAGCAACAAUCGGCCCCUAUUUCUUAAAUAAUUCUGUAUAUAAAAACAAUUUAAAAUGUAUAGUAAUAAAACCAAGUGUGCGACAGUUUAAUCAAGCAAACAACCUCGAGCGUUAUGUCAUACGUCAACAUUCUAUAAAUUCGACGUCAAUUUUCUCGCCGUUGAAGCAAAUUAAAAAAUAUUCAGGGUUACCAUAAAUUAUUAAUAUUCGAUAUAGUCCACCAGUUUUAAGAGACGUGCGUAAAUAAUAAUCACAACCUUGUUCGAGUGAAAACAAGGAAUGUUAGAUUGAACUUAAUUUUAAAGGUUAAAUAUUUAAAUAAUCGUAGCGUUAUGUAAAAGGUGACUCGCGCACGUAUCAGAAUGAGCGCUGACGUACAUUAUCAUCCACAGUGAUCAGUGUUUAAACAUUAACGACUAAGGAGAAUUAAUGGUGGAUAUUCUUAUUCCGCAUUUUCCCUGACAAGAAUGCACUUGAAUAAUAGAUAAAAGUAUUAAUCAGGAGAUUCAGGUCGGCACUCGGCAGCAGCGCUCGACUGUACCCCUUUUCGGGACACUUACAAGCACCACCGAUAGAUGAGAGACUGCUCAGCUGGCGGCGCAGUUGUCCUCCAACAGCAGUAUAUACCGCGCGGCACUUCCGUCGCAGAUUGAUUACCGCACGGUGGAUUAAGCCAUUUGUAUUCACAUGUAUAUUCCGCAGUUUUGCCGGCACACGAUGUGAUUACAGCUGUUGCAAUGGGGGCAACCGUUUGGCUCAAGUAUGACAUCUUUAUACCCCUGACGGAUGAAAAGUAAUACGGUGAAGUGGGAAAUGUUGGAAAAAUGUCCAACUUUAACGCCACUGUAUUCAAUUGUACAGCUGUGCAAAUGGGCAAUCGCUCAUUAAAAAUUGCUCAUGUUGUUCUACUGGGCGCGCGCUUGUCAUGCUGGGAUAGCCGUUAACACCCGAGCCGUUGUGCGGCGCGGGCGCGUUGGUAAUUCCGACCACGAACGUUGGCUUCAAUGAAGAAAAAUUACUUGUGCAGAUUAGUGUGUUGGUAGGGAUUAGCAUGCGCCUGUAACUGUGUGCAGUGUCAAUGGUGGAAUUUACACAUUACACCACGGGUUUGACGUCAAUUCAGCACUGGACGCUCUUAUGUAAUGCCGGUCGACUUUGCGGCUGGCUGAGCUGUAAUACCGUUAUUGCUCGCGUGGAUUUGGAAGAAAUCGGCAAUAAAUUUAAUACCUGAUUAAUUGUGCGGAUUUCCUUUACGCCCACCAAUGGAUUUUUGUUUCGCUCACCGCGCCGAACCGGACUAACAAGCUUGUCGGACAUGUUGGAAUAUAAUUGCUUCCGAUUCUUCUUGGUAUUCUAUUAAUGGCCGCCAACAAUUUUGAAGCGGAUUUCGGAGCGGAAAUGUCCAUGACGGACGGCUAUAAUCAGAGUGCUUUCGAUCCGGGAAUCUACAUGGGCAACACAACGCCUCUGGUUCCGGGAAGUGCCGGCACAUCCACGCUGUCACGUGCCACCAUGUUUCCGUUGACCUACCGUCUAAUUGGGACGAUAAUCCACAGUUUGAUCUUUAUUGUGGGCUUCUUGGGAAAUGUCAUGAUUGUUAUUGUCGUUAAAAGCACCAAAACGUUAAGAACUCCCACUUACUGCUAUCUGGUCUCCUUGGCUGUCGCCGACAUCCUUCUCGUAUGCUCCACCAUACCGGAAGCAAUACUGUCGUAUCAGUUGUACAGCAAACAGUGGGUGUUAGGUCACUUUGGAUGUUCUUUAAUGGCAUUUACAUCCUUCCUUGCAAUCAAUGCCGGAUCAAUAAGCAUUCUGGCUUUUACCGUCGAGAGAUAUAUUGCUAUCUGUCACCCCAUGCUGGCGCAGAAAGUCUGCACGGUGAGCAGAGCACGGCGCAUUAUCGUCAUCCUGUGGUUAAUCGUCUGCCUAUACUGCGCUCCCUGGUUGGGUUUGGCUGUAACCAAGCCCCUCCUCCUCUCCGACGUGCAAGGCCUCGAAACAUGCGACUACCGUCUCCCGCGCAACCUUUACCGGUACUUCUUCGUGCUGGACGCCACCGUCUUCUACUUCAUCCCGCUGACCAUCUCCGUGAUCCUCUACAGCCGUAUGGGCUACGUUCUGUACAAGAGCAUCAAACAGUCGACCAUACGCAAAGGAAUCCAAAUGAGUGCCGAGAAUAGCUUUAGUUUCGAGCGCUCCGAACUCCGCAGUUCCCCCUACCUGGAUCAGCGGCGGCCAACCGAGUACGAUUUGAAGAGAGCCGCGAAUAGCGCUGGUAACAAGCGCUCCGAAAUGUCGUCCACGGAUAACUCCCGGAUCCAGGGCGUGCGGAUGCUGGUGAUUGUUGUGAUAGUGUUUGCAGUAUUAUGGCUACCGUAUCGCGGACUGCUGGUGUAUAACUCCUUUGGGAAGAAACCGUUUAUGGAUAAGUAUUUUGUGCUGUUCGCCAAAACCCUUGUGUACUGCAACAGCGCGGUAAAUCCAUUCCUGUAUACGGUUCUUAGUCGAAAGUUCAGAAUGGCGUUCUUCCGCAUUUUGCAAAGGUGGUUUCGCAAGAAGCCUUCACGGAAUCGACCAUACGAACAGUGCGUCUCUUCAUCCAAUUCCAAUGGCAAAUCUGUGAUCAAAAGCGAGGAAACAAUGACACUGCACCCUUCGUAUGCAGCGGUCUAAUUCGAUUAAAAUUUUAAAUUUACUGUUUUGCUCUGCAGCUGUUGCUAAUUGUUGUAACUACGCAAUACUGCAAUCUGAAAAUGAAUAAUAAUCGCACAUAUAUAGAGACACUAUAAGUUUAUGGCAUAGAGUAUUUGGAUCGUGAACAUUCAAAAAUAA